Messenger RNA from Lactuca virosa, 375 nucleotides. The record is from the annotation of a GenBank genome assembly. Lineage: Eukaryota; Viridiplantae; Streptophyta; Magnoliopsida; Asterales; Asteraceae.
AUGAAGUUGACCAAUCUCAAAAAGAAAAAGCUAAGUUUAGAAAAUGAGGGAAUACUCGUUGAUCUGUUGGUGUUGGAAUCUAAGGGAAACAUUAAUGGUUUUGCAAUAGAAGGGGAUUUUGAUGUUAAAACUGAUAAAGAUGAAGUGAAUCUCGAGAAUGGAACCACUAUCGAUCCUUUUGUAUUGAUAAAGAGUAAUGGCAUUGCUCAGGAUGUUAAUAUAAUGGUCAUGUUGGCAAAAAACACUUGGGAAGGAGAACAAGUUGUUAAGAGCACUGAUGUUUAUGAUGCUAAUAAGAUCAAAAUUUUGGCAGAUGUUAUUAAUACAGAUGAUUGGCUCCCUAACGUUAGUAAAAGAACUCAUAGGGGGUUUUAA